CGACUUUUUUCCACAGUUCCAGUGGAGGUGUUCUUCAUAGACUACCGGUAUUUUUCAAGGCAGCCUGGGAGAUGAUGAAUCUGGGGAUUGCCCCCACCUUCAACAUGAUACGUUCCUCCUGUAGCACUUACGCCAAGCGACAGUUGGGACGUAAAUCUUACUACAGAGUGGCAACGUUUAUGUGCCAUGAUGCCGUCACAGCCAAAAGAUUUUACCAAGCUGAGGAACCUGCAGAGGACACACUCCAGAGCCGAGCACUGACAACAAAUGCAAUUGCAACAUAUGCAGCAAAUAAAAGGAAAAGGAGAGCGGACAGAGGGUCUAUGCAGGACAAGGACAGUCAUGGAUGUGACAAGGAAGAGCAGCAGUCAUCAGUAACAGAGGAGCUUUUAGACAGAAGGCUCUUCCAGUGUAGCAGUAACAAGAUGGUGAGCCCAGGUCAGGGUGAGGGUGCCGGUAGUGCUGGAGCCACAAUAAGAGAAACUAAACGGGAUUUGAAAGAGGAGGUGGAGCAGCUACAAAAUAUGACAUGCCAGUUGCGCAAGAGAAAAAUGGUCAUCUUUUACAAAAAUGAUAGGACAGGUGUGAGGAAACUCACACAAGAAGACAAUCCAGAAGAGGACGAGGAGGAGGAUGAAGCGAGAGAAUGGGUUCCUAAGUCUGUGAGCUCAUCUGAAGAUGAUGGGACAGAUGACUGGAAACCCACACAGGAAGAAUCUGAAGGCUAUUCAGAAGAGGAGGAAGAACAAAAACGGAAAAGGGUUCCUAAGGACAGGGAAACGGCGAUGAGCUCAUUACCAGUACAACACCAAAUUCCAGUUGUUACUCUGAAUUCAGUCACUCUCAAGAUGGACAAGGUCACAGUGGAGGUCCCUCCUGGUAUGCAGCAGGCCUAUGUAAGCCAAGACACAGCAAGGACUGUGAAUAAGAGUUCAGAAAAAAGUGUGAUUCACCAAACCAGUUGCCUGAAGAGGCUCACUUUUCAUCAGUCAACUCUCUUUGAAGACCCCAUACCAAGAUCUGGUAACAACAAGAAAGACCAAAGUGGAAUCCCAUCUGCACCAAUAAUCACCUCAGAACAAGUGAAAGAGAAAGAGGUGCAAGAAGAGCCUCUGGAGAAGAUAAAGAGUGGAGCCAAAGGAGAAAAGAGAAAAGAAAAGUUACAAAAGGAGCCUCUGGAGAAGAGGAGGAGUGAAAGGAAAGGAAGGAAGAGAAAGGAAAAAGUACAGCUUGAGCCCCUGGAGAAGAUGGGGAGCAAAAGGCAAAGGAGGGAAGAAAAGAUACAAGCAGAGCCUCUGAAGAAGAUGAAGAGUGAAGCCAAAGGAGGAAAGAGAAAAGAAAAGGUACAGCAGGAGCCUCUGGAGAAGCUGAGGAGCAAAAGGCAAAGGAGGGAAGAAAAGAUACAGGCAGAGCCUCUGGAGAAGAUGAGGAGUGAAGGGGGGAAAAGGACUCUGAAAAUAAGGUGCAAUUUAUUCCAUUGCUCCCAGUAA
Molecule: messenger RNA, 1490 nt
Organism: Oreochromis aureus
Lineage: Eukaryota; Metazoa; Chordata; Actinopteri; Cichliformes; Cichlidae
Product: neurofilament medium polypeptide-like
Exons: 11
Coding region: 72-1490 (472 amino acids)
Source: RefSeq, a predicted model, not a curated record